UCCAUCCGCACCGCACGCGCCGUGGCGCACUUUGCUUCUGCGGCUUACCUGCUGGAAUCUGCGUUUUGUGUUGCUGUUGUUCCGAAACUCACGCCAGUGACCAUGAAGGAGAGGAGAAAUGCACAGCCACUGGUGGUCAGAUGUAAACUGGUUCUUGUCGGGGAUGUACAAUGCGGAAAAACGGCUAUGCUGCAGGUCUUGGCGAAGGAUUGCUAUCCGGAGACGUACGUACCCACCGUGUUCGAGAACUACACCGCAUGUCUCGAGCUCGAUGACCAGCGCGUGGAACUGAGUUUGUGGGACACAUCAGGGUCCCCCUACUACGACAACGUGCGACCUCUCUGCUACAGCGACUCGGAUGCGGUGCUCCUGUGCUUCGACGUCAGCCGUCCGGAGACCGUGGAGAACGGCUUGAAAAAGUGGAGGACUGAGAUCACAGACUUCUGCCCCAACACCCGCAUUCUGCUGAUCGGCUGCAAGGCAGACCUGCGCACAGACGUCUGUACACUGAUGGAACUGUCCAAUCAGAAACAAACGCCCAUUACCCAAGAGCAGGGUUCGGCCAUGGCCAAGCAGCUCGGGGCCGAAACCUAUCUAGAAUGCUCUGCGUUCACUUCAGAGAAGAGCAUCCAUAGCGUGUUCCGCACCGCCGCGCUGGCCUGCGUUAACAAGCUCCAGCCUCUGGGCAAGCCCAGCCCCACUCGGCGUUCCUCCAAGAGACUUCUCCACCUGCCCAGCCGCUCUGAGCUGCUCUCCUCCACCUUUAAGAAGGACAAAGCCAAGAGCUGCUCGCUGAUGUGAGCUGGAGGAGUCCCGUUGGCACGGUCCACCCUGCAGGCUUCUCCUUCCUCUGCGCUUGUGUCUGGGGUCGGGGUACUGUUGGGAUCCGACAUCCUCAUCACAGAAGGCUUCGUUGUGGAAUCCUUCCUCAUCUCCC
Molecule: messenger RNA, 937 nt
Organism: Electrophorus electricus (electric eel)
Lineage: Eukaryota; Metazoa; Chordata; Actinopteri; Gymnotiformes; Gymnotidae
Gene: rnd1b
Product: Rho family GTPase 1b
Biological process (GO): small GTPase-mediated signal transduction
Molecular function (GO): GTP binding; GTPase activity
Source: RefSeq, a predicted model, not a curated record